AGCGUGGGGCGCUGGGGGGGUCGAGGCCCGCGCGGCGGUGCUCCGCGCGCGGGGGGGGGGCCCGGGCUUCGGGCGGCGACCCGUGCCCGCGGCGGCGGCGCCGAUGCCGAAGUUCGCGCAGUUCGUGAUGGGCCCCGCGGGCUGCGGCAAGUCGGCAUACUGCGCCGUGAUGCAGGAGCACUUCCGCGCCGCCCUUCGCCGGUCGUGCAGGGUGAUCAACCUGGAUCCGGCGGCCGAGACCUUUGCCUACGAGUGUUACUUAGACGUCCGAGACCUGGUGUCCGUGGAGGAUGUCAUGGAGGAGAUGGACCUCGGGCCAAAUGGUGGCCUGGUGUAUGCGAUGGAGUACGUCACAGACAACAUGUCCUGGCUGGAAGAACAGCUCAGCGACGCCAUCGACGACGACUACUUCAUCUUCGACUGCCCGGGGCAGAUCGAGCUGUACUCGCACCUGACAGUCAUGCGGCAGAUUGUCG
Molecule: messenger RNA, 476 nt
Organism: Prorocentrum cordatum
Lineage: Eukaryota; Dinophyceae; Prorocentrales; Prorocentraceae
Source: the annotation of a GenBank genome assembly